AUGGCAAGCAUCCUCUCACCCUUCCUCGCAUCUCUCGCCGAUAAUAUCCGCGCGCGCCCCAUUCCCUGGCAGGGAUACCAGCGCGCAGGCCUCAUCACAGAUGAACAGGUCGAGCGCAUCAAGGCCAUUGACAAGCAGCCUCUUGCCAAAAAGCGUGAACUGCUCGAGAAGGAAUCUCGAGAGUAUGCACAGCUGCUCAUGAAGCUCGUGCGGGAAAUGAAGCGCGUGGAUAUCUUGCAGUAUACGCUCGUGCUGUUGUCAGACCUUGCACAGUCAUCAGAGGUGCUGAGUGAAGCGCUUGCACAAGAAGAUACAGCGGCGCUUGUUGCGCUACUAGAUCAUGAGGAUGAGCAGAUCCCGUUGCUUGCUGCACAGGCACUCAAUUGCAUCCCUACGCCCUUGUCUACGGAUGCACAAGCGCCCUUCUUUGCGUGGUUCAAGCAGCAAGCCGCCAAGCGUGAUCACCCAGACUUGCAAUCAGUCGGUGUGCAGGGACUAGCCAAUGUUUUGCGGACAAGUAAUGUACGUGCUGCCUUUUACAAGGACAAGGAGAAUGCGCAGCAGCUUGUUGCAUUGCUCACAAGCAAUGGCGGUAUUCAACUCACCUACAAUGUUCUGCUCGUCUUUUGGCUGCUUUCGUUUGACAAGGAGAUUGCUAGCAAGCUGCACGCCGACCUCGAGCUCAUCCCGAAAUUGGUGCAUGUCCUGCGACACAGUAUCAAGGAAAAGAUAUCAAGACUGGCUGUUGGCAUUCUUCGCAACAUGGCCGCCAAUAAAGCGGAUCGCCAUACCAUGAUUGCACUCGAUCUAUUGCCCCUCCUCAAAACACUACACAGUCGCGGGAGCGCUGAUCCCGAAAUUCAAGCAGACCUCGAUGCAUUGCUCACAUACCUCCAAGACUCACAGGCUGAAAUGACAUCGCUUGAUGCGUACAAGGCAGAACUCGCAUCAGGCCAACUCGCCUGGUCGCCCGUUCACCGCAGCGAGACCUUUUGGCGCGAUCAUGCACGCUUGUUGUUGCAGCAUGAAGGAGAUUUACUCAAGCAACUUGCACGGAUUCUAUCUACAGCAACGGACACCGUCUCGCAAGCCGUGGCAGCACACGAUGUCGGGUGUUUUGUCAAGGCGAACCCGGAAUCUCGCAAGUUGGUGGAACGGCUGGGUGCCAAGACGAAAGUGAUGGAGCUGAUGGCGAGCAAGGAUCCCGAGGUGCGGUUUGAGGCGCUCGGGACUGUGCAGAUUCUGCUCUCAAAGGCCUGGGAGAAGUGA
Messenger RNA from Protomyces lactucae-debilis, 1269 nucleotides. Its product is annotated as armadillo-type protein. Lineage: Eukaryota; Fungi; Ascomycota; Taphrinomycetes; Taphrinales; Protomycetaceae. Gene Ontology annotation, molecular function: proton-transporting ATPase activity, rotational mechanism; protein binding. The record is from RefSeq and is a predicted model, not a curated record. Gene Ontology annotation, biological process: proton transmembrane transport. Gene Ontology annotation, cellular component: vacuolar proton-transporting V-type ATPase, V1 domain; fungal-type vacuole membrane. The transcript has a single exon. The coding region runs from base 1 to 1269 and encodes 422 amino acids.